Pocillopora verrucosa is the source of this 722-nucleotide messenger RNA. Its product is annotated as mitochondrial import receptor subunit TOM20 homolog. The record is from RefSeq and is a predicted model, not a curated record. Gene Ontology annotation, biological process: intracellular protein transport; protein import into mitochondrial matrix; protein targeting. Gene Ontology annotation, molecular function: transmembrane protein transporter activity. Gene Ontology annotation, cellular component: mitochondrial outer membrane translocase complex; mitochondrial outer membrane. NCBI's taxonomy places the organism in Eukaryota, Metazoa, Cnidaria, Anthozoa, Scleractinia, Pocilloporidae.
ACAUGCUCUUUACUUGCGUAUCUUCUACUGGAAGUAAUCGAAAGGUGCCAAACUCAAAUCCAAAUCCGUCGUCAUUUGUGGGAAAUACUCUUAUUGAUGUUUUAAAUAGACGUAAAAAUGAGUUCUAGAUUGAUAGCAGGAAUCGUGGCAGGGAUUUGUGGCACAUUUUUCCUCGGAUAUUGUAUAUACUUUGACAAGAAGCGAAGGAGCGACCCCCUUUACAAGCAGAAACUUUUAGAGAGAAGGAGACAAGCUAAGCUAGCUCAAAAGGAGGAAGACACUAAGAACCGUGCACCUGACAAGACAGAUGCAGCCGCUGUUCAACAAUAUUUCAUGGAAGAGGUUCAACAAGGGGAAGAGCUUUUAACACAUGGUGAAUAUGAACAAGCUGUAAAACAUUUAACAAAUGCUGUUUUGGUUUGUGGACAGCCUCAGCAACUCUUGCAACUGUUUCAGAAUACAUUACCACCCAAUGUCUUUCAAAUGCUGGUUGAGAACCUCAAUGGCCUACCGACUGGUAUGAAGGAAAAAUCAGAAGAGGGAGAUUCUCUGGAUUGAGUUUGGAAGCGUUGCAAUUAGUUUAAAUUUUGAAAAAGAAAAUCUACUAGGGUUGUUGCUCAUUGUGUUUGUUCACUGAAGUUUCAAAAUAUUUGGCUGGAGUUUUGCUAAGUAGGCACUUGCUUGAACAAAUUACAUGUACGUUAAUAAAAAUGUUUGGUAUG